Molecule: messenger RNA, 1643 nt
Organism: Nyctereutes procyonoides (raccoon dog)
Lineage: Eukaryota; Metazoa; Chordata; Mammalia; Carnivora; Canidae
Product: keratin, type I cuticular Ha1-like
Exons: 7
Coding region: 66-1247 (393 amino acids)
Molecular function (GO): structural molecule activity
Source: RefSeq, a predicted model, not a curated record
AGACUCAAACCUCACCACAUCUAGCUAUAUUAGCUUACUUGCUCUCCAUCACCUCUCCCUGCACCAUGCCUUACAACUGCUGCCUGCCCAACCUGAGCUGCCGCUCCACCUGCUCCUCCCGGCCCUGCGUGCCCCCCAGCUGCCAUACCUGCACCCUGCCUGGGGCCUGCAACAUCCCCGCCAAUGUGGGCAACUGUGGCUGGUUCUGCGAGGGCUCCUUCAAUGGCAGCGAGAAGGAGACCAUGCAGUUCCUGAACGACCGCCUGGCCAGCUACCUGGAGAAGGUCCGUCAACUGGAGCGGGAGAACGUGGAGCUGGAGAGCCGCAUCCGGGAGUGGUGCCAGCAGCAGGUGCCUUUCGUGUGUCCCAGCUACCAGUCCUACUUCCGGACCAUCGAGGAGCUGCAGCAGAAGAUCCUGUGUGCCAAGUCUGAGAACACCAGGCUGGUGGUGCAGAUCGACAAUGCCAAGUUGGCCUCUGAUGACUUCAGAACCAAGUACCAAACAGAGCUGAGCUUGAGGCAGCUUGUGGAGUCAGACAUCAAUGGCCUGCGCCGGAUCCUGGAUGAGCUGACCCUGUGCAAGUCUGACCUGGAGGCCCAGGUGGAGUCCCUGAGGGAGGAGCUGCUGAGCCUCAAGAGGAACCACGAGGAGGAAGUCAACACCCUGCGCUGCCAGAUUGGAGACCGCCUCAACGUGGAGGUGGAUGCUGCCCCCACAGUGGACCUGAACCGUGUGCUCAACGAGACCAGGAGUCAGUAUGAGGCCCUGGUGGAGACCAACCGCAGGGACGUGGAGGAAUGGUUCACCACCCAGACUGAGGAGCUGAACAAGCAGGUCGUGUCCAGCUCGGAGCAGCUGCAGUCCUGCCAGGCAGAGAUCAUCGAGCUGAGACGCACGGUCAAUGCCUUGGAGAUUGAGCUCCAGGCCCAGCACAACCUGAGGGACUCCCUGGAGAACACGCUGACAGAGACUGAGGCGCGCUACAGCUCUCAGCUGAACCAGGUGCAGUGCAUGAUCACCAACGUGGAGUCCCAGCUUGCUGAGAUCAGGUGUGACCUGGAGCGGCAGAACCAGGAGUACCAGGUGCUGCUGGAUGUCAAGGCCCGGCUGGAGUGUGAGAUCAACACGUACCGGGGUCUGCUGGAGAGCGAGGACUGCAAGCUCCCCUGCAACCCAUGUGCCACCACCAAUGCUUGCGGCAAUUCCUGUGGAUGCUGUGGCAACUCUCAAACACGUUGCUCUUAAAUAAGAACUUGCAUCCUCUUUGAAGACGACAAUGAAGCUAUUCAGAUCAAGCACAGGAAAGGUCCUUGGGUCUUGCCUUUGCUGGAGCUCAGCUGCCAAUUAGAAACCUAGACAUGCCAAAUAUAUUUCUAGACAUGGAAAUUCUUUCCAGAUUCAACAAGAAAAGACACACAUCAUCAACUUCUAAUGUCUGGAAAAUCCCUUCCUGUUGAAGUUUGAGUGUCUUUGUUUCUAAAGAUGUACAGCUCCCUGUAAUCCAAGCUCCAGGGUUUACUUUUAGGGCAUUUUCUGUAUGUAUUGUGUUUUCUGCUUUUCUAGCUUCUUUGGUAUUCUCUGGAAUACAAGGAAGCUACUUCAUAUACUUCCCAAUAAACUUUAUUUCUCUGGCAUAGCAAA